CCGGCGGCAAAACGGGGCGCAACGGAUCCCAUUUCCGUCGCCCCGUUCCUCUCGGCCUCCCCCCGUCCCCAGCGCGGUUUGGAGUGACGCGACGAGCUCUUGUUGUUGGAUCUCCGCCGUGGCGGCGAGCGCCCGCCCAGUCCCUCGUUUGAGGUAAGCAUGGUUAGCACAGUAAAGGUCCACAAUGUCUCGCUUGAAGCAUCAGAACAAGAUAUCAGGGAAUUCUUUUCCUUUUCUGGUUUUAUCUUACAUGUUGAAUUGCAAAGUGGCGAUGAGCGGUCUCAGUUUGCCUACAUCACCUUCAAAGAUGACGAAGGAUCAGAGAGGGCUAUGCUUCUGACGGGUGCGACUAUAGUGGAUAUGGCUGUCAUCAUAACACCAGCAACUAAUUAUCAGCCACCAGCAGCUGUUUUAGCUGAUUUGGAGUCUAAAAAUAUUGGUGGAGUGGAAUCUGCCCUUCGGAAGGCUGAGGAUGCCGUUGGUUCCAUGUUGGCCAAAGGAUUUGUCCUUGGGAAGGAUGCCCUUGAAAAAGCCAAGUCUUUUGAUGAAAGGCAUCAACUCACGUCCACUGCAACUGCGAAAGUCUCCUCGCUCGACAGGAAGAUGGGUCUAAGCCAGAAGUUCAAUACUGGUACCUUAGUGGUAAUUGAGAAAAUGGAAGAAAUGGAUCAGAAAUACCAGGUUGCAGAGAAGACCAAGUCGGCAUUAGCAGCUGCAGAACAGACCGUCUCUACUGCUGGCUCUGCAAUCAUGAGUAACAGAUAUAUCCUUACAGGGGCAGCAUGGGUAACUGAUGCCUACAGCAAGGUUGCAACCACUGCAACUGAUGCUGGAGCAAAGGCAAAGGAAAUGAUGGUGCCUGAGCAGGAUGGCAAACAUCAAGAUGAUGAACCGGCAAAGGGCCAUUCUCCUGAAAACUCUGAGGGCGUACAAGAAGGCAAGCAUCAGGAAGAUGAAGGACCAAAGAGUAACACGCCAGAAAACUCUGAAAUGGGUAAACAGGAGAUGGAAAAUCAGGAGGGUGAAAUCCCAACAGCCCGUGCGCAAGAAAACGCUGAAAUAGCUGAGAAGAAGUAUAAUCAUGAGGAGGCUGAAUUACCAAAGGCCGAGCAGACUGAACGGGAGCACAAGCACCCGGACAGCGAAUUGUCAAAAACCCAUGUCCGAGGAAGUCCUGUAACUAUUCCUGUCUGUACGGCCACUACUGAUGGAAAUACUAGUAGCAAUACUCCAAAGAAGCCUGAGCAUGCCCAGGGAUUCAUCUGAUGAUGUGUCCGAUUCAACGAAUGUAAAUAUGGAUGUGGGAUGCCAGUGAUGUUUUUGAUUCGGCUCAUACUGCGGAACUCUCAAAUCUUUCAGAUAUCUUUCUCAAUUGUUUCCAGAUUUUAAGAUUGUAAUAAUCACCUUUUUUAUUGUUUUUGUUCAGUUUUGAUCUACAUUUGUAUUCUAGGUCCUUGUUUAUGCACUAUUUUCUUAUCUGUAAAGGAAAACUGUGCCAACAGUUGUAUUCUUAGCACAAAUCAAGUAUGCCGUCUGUUUGCUGCCCUUGCAAUUGUAUUUCUUCUCCUGGACUCUUGCUGCAAACACACUCUGUAUCCAAUUCCUCUGCAAACAUGGUCUAU
Messenger RNA from Oryza brachyantha (malo sina), 1622 nucleotides. RefSeq names its product binding partner of ACD11 1-like. Lineage: Eukaryota; Viridiplantae; Streptophyta; Magnoliopsida; Poales; Poaceae. Bases 160 to 1266 code for a protein of 368 amino acids. The record is from RefSeq and is a predicted model, not a curated record. Gene Ontology annotation, molecular function: RNA binding. The transcript has 5 exons.